AUGGCUGCGGAGUCCGAGAGGCCGCCUUACCUCAACGGUACCUCUGGUCGAGCCAGAGGAACCAAGGAUAUGGAGGCGGCUCCGGAUCCCGCACAUCGAUCGGCCAGUGAGGCCACUGGCGACAUGACGGAGGUCUCGCACCCGACCGUCAAAUCCCAGGCUCAUGCCAUGUCCCAGGUGCCCAAGCUCUUUCCUCAUAUCUCUAACUCUUCCGCCCCAACGUCUACCUGUAACUCCGCCGUCUCCUCUCGCGAAUCCUCACCGGUCCGAAUUUCCUCCCGUACGGCCAACUCCCCGACCACCAGCCGCGUCCCAUCUCAAUCUCGAAAGAGCAGUCGAGACAGAGCAAGCCCAAGUCGAACAUCUAGCAACGCUCAAUCAUCCGGCCUACCAAUAUUUGCCUCAUCUACUCAGCGAGCUACGUCCACCGGACCCUUGAACGCGUCUCCGUACCUUUCUCCGCCCGCUCCCGAACUUCCGGCAAAUGUCCUUAGUCCGGAGAAAUCCAAUAUGCCAUCAUGGGCGGGGCCUCGUCGUACAGACCACGAGCCGAAUCUGCCGAAUACCUCCCACAAAAGAUCUUCCAUCUUGCCACCGGAGGAACAGGCAAAGGGGGACCGAAGCACGCCUCGCGCAGUUGCGAGGGGAGUCAGUGGACAAGGCCCAUCCUUGGAAACAGUCCAGGAGAUGGCCAGCAAUCCAUCUACGCCCUCAAGUGACACUGCCCUCAACCCGGUUACUCCAGAUGAUAGUCGGUUACACACGAUCGAUGAGGACCCGACACCCCGAGCCUCCAAACAAAACGCUGAGAGUGGGAGUGAUAGUGGUGGUAACCGGAGCGGCAAAGAAGAAAGUCGAAGUCAUGCCACCGGCCCGGCCAAACUACCUGGGACAAUCAUGCCCCAAAGAUCGUCUACUUCGCUGAGUGCGGGUGCCCGAGCAAAACCGACGGAUGGCUCGGUUCGCAAUAUGAUUGUGGAAACCGAGACUGUCAGCUCUAUACCGCAGGUCUCUCUAGGCGUGGGGUCUAGUGAGCGAGGAAGUGCCAGUCGAGCAGAACAAGGCACUUUACGCAUGAAGCCCUCGACCGAGACCAUCCGGCCUCGCAAAGAGAAGAAAAAAAUCGCGGACAUUUUUGAGGCAAAGGUUGCGAGUGCUGUCGACGAGGCAGACGUCUCCGAUUCCGAUGAGACGUUUGUUUACGAAUCCAACCCGCCCGAUCCAUAUCCGGCCCGGCAGUCUCGUUACCAUUCCCGCACCCCUAGCGCCACGUCCAUGGCGAGCCAGGUCGACCAGCUGGCUGGUCGUACCCGUAGCGCAUUGCGGGAUGGUUCCCAUAGUGUCACUGGUAAACGCAGUAUGAAGUUUACCAACAACACUUACAAUAGCAGUCUGGAUGGCGAGGCCGGCGAAGUCGAUGGAAGUCGUAACCCCUCUCGCGUUGAUGGAAGUGGCACUGUUACUCCUCGUCAUCAUCACAUUGGACGACAUGGCCGAAACGGAGCUUACCCGUCCCUCUUCGACAACGAUGGACCCUUCCCUCAAGCUCAGUCCAACCCUAAGUCUCCUCGACAUUUCAUCGGCAGUGGAUAUCGACACUCGCGCAACAGUAAUACUCGGUCUUCGCCCAAUUACAGAACCAUCACCAAUACCAAAAAGUCGGGCGAGAUUUACGACUUUGAUGCCGAAGGUGCCGAUGACGAACGCACUCCAUUAGUAGGCUCUCAGCGAGUAACACGCAGUCGCCAUGGACGCAGACCCAAUAGCGCCAGUCUUCGACAAAUGGAGUAUAUGGCCCAGCGAGAGCGCGGUUGUUUCUCGCGCUAUGGCUCUUGCGUUAUCAUUAUUCUGCUUUUGUGUAUCAUCGCUGGCGGUGCAGCCUCAUUCAUUGUUGCGGCAACUAAGACCCUCUUGAAUGUCGAAGUUCUGGCCAUCCAGAAUGUGCUGGCUUCGGAACAAGAGAUCAUGCUCGAUCUGAAUGUGCAGGCUGUGAAUCCUAACAUCUUUCCUGUGACCAUCGACGAUGCCGAUGUGAACAUUUUCGCAAAGAGCCGGUAUGUUGGUACAGAUAAGCUUUGGCGUGAGCAUAGCUCAGAUAAGGAGCUUGAAUCAUUCCCGCGUGUCGAGCAAAGCCGCCGGCGCCGGUAUUUAUCACAGCUUGUUCGAUGUUUGGGAAAUUUUGAUUGUGUUGAAGAAGCCAUGGAUGUCCAUUCGUCGAAGAAGAAAGCCAGUGGUGGCGUUGACAAGGGCACCGAUCCAAUUACUGACCCUGAAGGUGAUUCACAAACCAUGCUCCUCGGCCGUGUAUUGCACUUCGACUCACCGCUAUCAUUUGAUGCCUCUCCCUGGACCAAUGAGCCGUCUCUUUCCAAGGGGCAGAUCAGACUCGCUCGACCUGGUAAUAAGACCGAGGAAGGCGGAACUGAGCGCUGGGAGCGCGUCCUUCAACAUCCAUUUGAGUUAAUCGUUCGCGGUGUCGUGAAGUAUCAACUGCCGCUGAGCUCGCGGUAUCACUCUGCUUCUAUCAGCUCGACUGUUAAAGUUGUUCCCGACGACGAGACUCAUGAUCCCAACGAUCCAAAUAUCACACCUCCAAGCAACGAAACCGCUCACAUCUCUUUCACCAAGAGAACCACUCCUGACCUCCUUGCAGGAUCGGAUGCCGGCAAAGAGCGUCGAUCAGGAGUAUUUCAACGACAGUUUACGGCAUGA
Molecule: messenger RNA, 2712 nt
Organism: Penicillium macrosclerotiorum
Lineage: Eukaryota; Fungi; Ascomycota; Eurotiomycetes; Eurotiales; Aspergillaceae
Product: putative phospholipid metabolism enzyme regulator
Exons: 2
Coding region: 1-2712 (903 amino acids)
Biological process (GO): positive regulation of phosphatidylinositol biosynthetic process; protein localization to vacuolar membrane; vacuole inheritance
Cellular component (GO): fungal-type vacuole membrane; PAS complex
Source: RefSeq, a predicted model, not a curated record